Molecule: messenger RNA, 1440 nt
Organism: Mycena indigotica
Lineage: Eukaryota; Fungi; Basidiomycota; Agaricomycetes; Agaricales; Mycenaceae
Exons: 7
Coding region: 1-1440 (479 amino acids)
Source: RefSeq, a predicted model, not a curated record
AUGCACUCCCGCCCAGUAGUCGCCAUUCUUGCGGCCUGCGUUGUCGUCCUGUCAUAUCUGUUUUGGCGCUGGCAAUAUCUGUCGCUGGAAGGCGCUCUGCCAGCAGCGCGAUGCUCACUCGAGGUAGCCGACCAUAGCACUGCUCUUUCAACUCCUCAGAGGCGAUUCAGAGUCGCUGUCGCAUCCUAUUUCGGCUUUCACUUUGACGUCUACAUGGCUUUGGUCUGGACUCUGGAACGCGUCAUGGCGCAAAGUGGGGCAGUGGAGGUCUAUGCUGAACAACCCUUCGGGUUUGACUUCCAGAAUAUUGUAGACGACCUGCGGCUUUAUCGCGGGGCGGUCAAACCGCCGGACAGGCUUGUGAGCGACAUCAGAGCUAAUAUGGGCACGGGCGGAAUCGACCUGGUGGUGCUUGGUACUUGUGAAGUCGAUCUUCGUGGCCAACAGCACCAAGACCUCCUUGAUGCGUGGGAUGCGCGAUCAACCGGCUUCAAGUUCAAAAUCGUAUGCAUCGUCCAUAACAUCGAGGACUACGAUUGGCAAGUUAACAUUCCUGAAUGGUCUCGACGAAAUGCCAUUCGCAUACUCCCAAUAUCAGAGCACGCUGGACCCAGUGUUGCGUCUGCCUUCAAGCAGAUGUUCCUUGUUUCUGCCGAUAGUGCCAACGACACACUGCGACUUUCGCGUCCUGAGGAUAUACUAAUCGACGUACAUGUCCCUGUUCUCGACAUCCCAAGCUUGAAGAAACGGCAACCCCGACAUUUCCUGUCAGAUGCCGUCAUUCAAGGCAGCUUUUUCUCUGAUCGACGGGACUAUGUGAAGAUAUUUGCGGAGCUCAAUGAAUCUCUCUCGAUUAACCCAAAGGUGUGGGGGUAUCUUUCUCGGCAAACACAAGAUGUGGCAUACCGCGUUGACGAAUCUUUACCGGACCCGCCAUUUCGCUUGUUUCUGAUUGGCUCGGGUUACAUCGAAAUCCCUCCAGAGCUCGAAAACUUGGUGGUAGUGCGCGACGGACUGAGCUAUCCAGAAUUUUAUGCUCUGAUGAGCCAGAUGGACAUCUGCAUUCCUGCGUUUUCCGUAGGAAACGACUACUAUGACGUGCAAGCCAGUUCGACAUUUGCGAUGGCUGUUGAAUGCGAUGUCCCGAUACUCGUGACGGAGCGAAUCAAAAAAGCAUACGCUUACGCUGACGACCCACGCGCCGUUGUGACGCGGCCAGCAGCUAUGCGUGAAGUGGAAGCGUUGCGGGCCCUUCGGACCGGAGAUGUCACGCAUUUCUUGCAACAGACGAGAAUAUCGCCGGAAUCAUCGACAGCGCAGGGCGCGAAAAGGAUGGUUCAACAGGGCUGGGUGCGCUCAGCGCAAGAGUCGAGGUCGUUUAAAGAGGGAGUUUGGGCCGCCAACGAGCGUGUCGUGGAGCGAAUUUUACACGAUCUGUGA